This is a messenger RNA of Erinaceus europaeus (western European hedgehog), 5790 nucleotides long. It is a transcript of the gene TRAF6, whose product is annotated as TNF receptor associated factor 6. The record is from RefSeq and is a predicted model, not a curated record. Gene Ontology annotation, molecular function: tumor necrosis factor receptor binding; zinc ion binding; ubiquitin protein ligase activity. Gene Ontology annotation, biological process: positive regulation of JNK cascade; regulation of apoptotic process; interleukin-1-mediated signaling pathway. Lineage: Eukaryota; Metazoa; Chordata; Mammalia; Eulipotyphla; Erinaceidae. Gene Ontology annotation, cellular component: plasma membrane signaling receptor complex. The coding region runs from base 253 to 1917 and encodes 554 amino acids. The transcript has 8 exons.
GAGCGGAGAAGGCGGAAGUAGAAGCGGCCGCCGCGGGACCCUGGGCUCUGGGCGGGCAGGGCUCGCAAAUCGCCGCGGCCUUUUGGCCUGGAGACUGGCGUGCGGGCCGAGCGGGAAAGCUGUCCACCUCCUUCCGGUGUCUUGACGGAGGAGUCGGCGGGCGAGAGCGAAAUCCCUACACUAAACACUUCAAAGUGUGCAUGAAUUUUAGACCUAGAGGAAGAAACCGAGAUCCAAAUGGUCAAGUGACUUAUGAACAGUUUUUACAGAGCAACCGAUAACCUCGUUACUAUGAGUCUCCUAAACUGUGAAAACAGCUGUGGAUCCAGCCAGUCGGAAAGUGACUGCUGUGCUGCCAUGGCCAGCUCCUGUAGUGCGUCAGCAAAAGACGACAGUGUGGGUGGAACUGCCAGCACAGGGAACCUUUCCAACUCUUUUGUGGAAGAGGUCCAGGGAUACGAUGUGGAGUUUGACCCACCCCUGGAAAGCAAGUAUGAAUGUCCUAUCUGCUUGAUGGCAUUACGGGAAGCAGUGCAAACACCAUGUGGCCAUAGGUUUUGCAAAGCCUGCAUCAUCAAGUCAAUCAGGGAUGCAGGUCACAAAUGUCCAGUUGACAAUGAAAUACUAUUGGAAAACCAGCUAUUUCCUGACAAUUUUGCAAAACGAGAGAUUCUCUCUCUGAUGGUAAAAUGUCCAAAUGAAGGUUGUUUGCACAAGAUGGAACUAAGACAUCUAGAGGAUCAUCAAGUGCAUUGUGAGUUUGCUCUUAUUAAUUGUCCUCAAUGCCAACGUCCCUUCCCAAAGUACCAGUCCAAAAUUCACAUCCACAAGGAAUGUCCAAGGAGACAAGUUUCCUGUGUCAACUGUGCUAUGUUGAUAGCAUUCGAAGAUAAAGAGAUCCAUGAUGAAACCUGUCCUUUGGCAAAUGUCAUCUGUGAAUAUUGCAAUACCGUGCUCAUCAGAGAACAGAUGCCUAACCAUUAUGAUUUAGACUGUCCUACAGCUCCAAUUCCGUGCACUUUUAGUACUUUCGGUUGCCAUGCAAAGAUGCAGAGGAAUCAUUUGGCGCGCCAUCUACAAGAGAAUACUCAGUCCCACAUGAGAAUGUUAGCUCAGGCUGUUCAGAAUUUAGGCCUUGCUUUAGCUCCCAUGCCUCAACCAGAGCUGCUUCCAUAUGACUCUUCCUCUUUACCCCGGAUCUCCUCUGGGUGUCACCCAGAGGUCCAAAAUUUCCAAGAAACCAUCCAACAGUUAGAGGGUCGCCUUGUAAGGCAAGACCAUCAAAUCCGAGAGCUGACAGCUAAAAUGGAAACUCAGAGUAUAUAUGUAAGUGAGCUCAAACGAACAGUUCGAACCCUUGAGGACAAAAUUGCCGAAAUUGAAGCACAGCAGUGCAAUGGGAUUUACAUCUGGAAGAUUGGCAACUUUGGAAUGCACUUGAAAUCCCAAGAAGAGGAGAAACCUGUUGUCAUUCAUAGUCCUGGGUUCUACACUGGCAAGCCCGGGUACAAACUGUGCAUGCGCCUGCACCUUCAGCUACCCACUGCUCAGCGCUGUGCAAACUAUAUUUCCCUCUUCGUCCACACAAUGCAAGGAGAAUAUGACAGCCACCUCCCUUGGCCCUUCCAGGGUACAAUACGCCUUACAAUUCUUGAUCAGUCUGAAGCACCUAUUAGGCAAAACCACGAGGAAAUAAUGGAUGCCAAGCCAGAACUGCUAGCUUUCCAGAGACCCACGAUCCCACGGAACCCAAAAGGUUUUGGCUAUGUGACUUUCAUGCACCUGGAAGCCCUGAGACAAAGAACCUUCAUUAAGGAUGACACUUUGUUAGUACGCUGUGAGGUCUCUACCCGCUUUGACAUGGGGAGCCUUCGGAGGGAGGGUUUUCAGCCUCGAAGUACGGAUGCAGGGGUGUAGUGUCCCCUUGUUUGUACGGAUGCAGGGGUGUAGUUUCCCCUUGUUUGUACGGAUGCAGGGGUAUAGUGUCCCCUUGUUUGUUUUGAUUGUGUUUUUAACUGGUUUAGAGAAACAAAGUACCUUUCCUUGUCCUGUGUUCAGUUAUACAUAAACAAAGAAACAAAUCAGUGUGAAUGAUGUGCUCACCAGUGAAUGUUGAGAGAGGUUGCUCACCACUUCUUUUUACAAGUACGGAGAGCAGUUUUUCCCCUGAGAAUGUAUAUGUCCCAGUUGUUAAAGUGAAGUAUCUGCAGCAUGUUGCCAUAGCUGACUGCCAGUCAGGAUACCUCUCUGUUGUACUUCCAUGUAUUUGUUUUUUUUUUUACUCCCCUGUUUUAUUGUCAGAAAGCCCAGGGUUGGAGUAGUAAAACUCAAACCUUUUAAUAGUAAUGGAUGCUCCUUAAAGCAUCAGUUUAUUUUUAUAGUAUUAUAUGUAAUAUAUUAAACUUACCAAUCACUACCACCUCAUGCUGGUGCCAGGAAGAAGAAUUCUUACUCUUGAGUUGAGUUCUCAUUUUAUUUGACCUAUAAAUUUCAGAGGAUCUGAACCUUAAUCCUUGGGAAACUUCAGUUCUCAUUUACUCCCUCACUCUCCUGGGGGUGGGGGGGGGGCGGUGUUAACUAAGCAUAUUCAGGAACUACUUUAGAACCUAGAUAUGACCUUGCUUACUGAGUGUGAACAUAUAUUGUCUGUUGAAUAAUUCUUCUUUAAAUGUUUCAUUUGACCCUGGUUAUAUUAUUUCCUGGAAGCUACAAAGCAGCAUCUUCUCCAGACUUUACAAUGCUGAGAACUAUAUGGAUACCAACUAGCUGCUCAGCAUUAUUCUAUAAGUUCCUUUUUGUCCGUUCCCUGCAGAGUGAAUUCCCCCAGCUCUGCAUAUAUUCUCUGCUGUUUAAUGUCUGCAUGACAAGGAAAUGCACACAGUCAGUGACAUAAACAUUAAAAAUGAUGCAACUAGUUAGCCAAUGUGGCAUAGCGAAUGCUAUGUGAGCCAGAAAUUUUUCAACUCUUUUGAACACCCUCACGUUUAGCUCAAUCAAAUGUACACAAAAGGUUUUCUAAGGCAGAAUUUCUUAAUACUAGGGAAAUAUUGGAGAUAGGGUUAUAGGUUGAAACACUCCAAUAAUUUAUAGCAAAAAAAAAAAAAAUGGAAUGUAUUGUGGUGACUAAAUGCCCCUAGUAGGAGAGACUACUUUUGAGCCAAUGUAUAUUUAUCAAAAGCAAAUGUGAUGAAAUUUCGUUCUCAGGGAGUCCCCACCAGUGUAGGCUCUUAGAAUUUGAGAGGACCCACACACUGUCCUGCUUACACAAGAUUGUCAAAGUUGUCUGGUCACAAGAGACAGUACUAUAUCUCCAGAGGCCAAAUCGGGAGCCCCCUGGCCAGUGUUGAAGAUCAGCCUUCAUUUCAAAAGGGAGACCUUGUCUAUUCAAAAGAAUAGCUUCAGUUCUGAACAGACCCAGCAAGUGGGGUCCCAGAGGUCUUUUCCCCUUUUCUUUUCUCUAACCUCCCUGCCCUUCCCAUUUGUAGCCUUCUCUGAUGGGCUUAUGUUAUAUAUCCUGUGGCCAGUACCACCAUCAAUGCCACCUGCUCGUUCGUUUCCAGUCUAUUUCUUGGCAGUUUGUGUCUCUUAGUGACUCUGCUUCCCAACUGGCUCCUGAGAGUCCUUGCAGCACCACCCUUGGGGUAGGGGGCCCUGCACAACUGCUGUUCCUAUGAUUGUUUUUCAAUAAAUUAAAAAUUCUGGAGUUCCACUUUAAAUGGCGGUUAUUUUUUGUAUGUGCCUAGAAAAAGUCUUAAAGGAAAAUAACUGAGUUAUUUUUGAUGACUUGAGAAUUAUUUACACUUUCUUAAAAGUUUUAUGUUUCCUACAAUAAAUAUGUACUUUUAGCUGAGAUAAAUGUUCCCACAAAAAAAAAAAAAAAAAAAAAACUGAACCUCACCAAAAAAGGAAAUGACAUUUGAACGCUUCCUGGUGAAAUUUCUAUUAAAAGCAUAGCUGUCACUAGGCACUGCGGCCAGUCAUUUCCUGCUUUGGUUGUGUUAUUUCUUUUUUUCUACUAACUUGGGAAUCUUAAUCCAAAUAAAAAUGGGGUUUUGUUUCGUCAUGUUUUUUUCCCUUUUGCUUCAACUUUUCAGCUUCACGUCUCCUAUCUAUAAAGUAAGAAAUAGGAAUAGAUACUCCCAGCCAUAAAAUUCUCUAUUAAAGUUGAAGUUCUAUGGUCUAGGAGGUGGCGCAGUGAUAAAGCUUUGGACUCUCAAGCAUGAGGUCCCGAGUUCGAUACCACAUGUGCCAGAGUGAGGUCUUGUUUUUUCUCUCUCCUAUUUUUCUCAUAAAUAAAUAAAAAUCUUUUUUAAAAGAUUAAUAAAAAAAUGAAGUUCUGACCAGUAGGACAUUGACAAUAGUUGAAGAUUUGCCAGUCGAAAUUACUUUUUGCUUACAUAAUUGCUAGUGUCCAUCAGCUAGGUCACACUCAAUUCAAAUUAGCAGAAUUUUUUUAACACCCAACAGUUGACAUGUUGUAGAAAACCAGCCUCUUAUUUAUACUAGCUACUCACUGUGAAUAUAAAAAUAGAGUUAAUGGCCAAACUGUCAUUCUGCAUGGAACUUUACAUUAAAACUUCAUCUCAGAAGCAGUCUUACCUGGACAAUUGUUGUUCCUUGUAUUGGAUUGUUGAAAAAGUCAUGACAUAUUUUUCUAUGCAAAAAUAUGCCAUGGCUUGUGACAACCCAGUAUUUUUCUUCUUUUUUUUUUAAAUUUAUUUUUUGCCUCCAGGGUUACCGCUGAGGCUUGGUGCCUGCACUACGAAUCCAUGGCUUCAGGAGGCUAUCUUUCGUUGCCCCUGUUGUUUACUGUUGUGGUUACUAUUGUUGUUAUUGUUAUAUUAUUAUUGUUGUUACUGUUGUUGUUAUUGAUGCUGUUGUUGUUGGAUAAGACAGAGAGAAAUGGAGAGAGAUGGGGAAGACAGAGAGGGAGAGAGAAAGACACCUGCAGAUCUGCCUCACGGCUUGUGAAGUGACCCUCUCCUGUAGGUGGGGAGCUGGGGGCUCGAACCGGGAUCCUUAUGUCAGCCCUUGCUCUUCACGCCAUGUGCGCCUAACCCGAUGCGCUACAGCCCGGCCCCCAACCCAGUAUUUUUCAUGAUCUUCUCUCCUACUCUGAAACAUUUAGUCUCACCCAGUUGACCAACAACAGUUUAGACCACAUAUUUUUAUUUUAUCAGCCUUUUGUUUAACAUGUAUCUUUUACAUUUUUUAGCAUUGCUCAAAUGGAAAGAAAUUUCAUCUUUGUCUCAGAGGUGUUGAAUGAAAGCUGCGAUUUAUCCAUUUUGUUGUUGGGUAACUAGGAUAUUGACUAGUGUUUUUGUUGUUAUUGUUGCUUGUUGCCUUGUUUGUUUUUACUAACCUUUGGCCUUGGCAGUAAUGACAUUUUAUGAUUGUACUAUAAUAUGACAACUUUAUAUUGGGGGUGGAGAAAACUGAAAUAAAAUGAGAGGGGAGUUAGCUUAGGAGUGAACUAAUAUAGAAAUGCUGGGUACUGGGAGUCAGGCGGUAGCGCAGCAGUUUAAGUGCAGGUGGUACAAAGCUCAAGGACGGGUGUAAGGAUCCUGAUUCAAGCCCCCGGCUCCCCACCUGCAGGGAAGUCACUUCACAAGUAGUGAAGCUGGUCUGCAGGUGUCUAUCUUUCUCUCCCCCCUCUCUGUCUUCCCCUCCUCUCUCCAUUUCUCUUUUUCCUAUCCAGCAAUGAUGACAUCAAUAACAAUGAUAACUACAACAAUAAAACAAUAAGGGCAACAAAAGGAAAUAGAUAAAUAAAUAUUUUUUAAAAAUGCU